Acromyrmex echinatior (Panamanian leafcutter ant) is the source of this 2578-nucleotide messenger RNA. RefSeq names its product BCL2 interacting protein 3 (gene BNIP3). Gene Ontology annotation, biological process: positive regulation of apoptotic process; mitochondrial outer membrane permeabilization. NCBI's taxonomy places the organism in Eukaryota, Metazoa, Arthropoda, Insecta, Hymenoptera, Formicidae. The record is from RefSeq and is a predicted model, not a curated record. Gene Ontology annotation, cellular component: mitochondrial outer membrane; mitochondrial envelope; nucleus.
GCAUUGUAGCGUUGCUCGAGUCGAGUCGUGAGCGUCCUGUCGCGCAUAUAUACUAUAUUAUACUAUACGUUUACGUGCGUUUCUGGCGUCUCGUUUCUGGUGCUUGCUCGCCCCUUAGCUCCGUUUCUUUCUAUUUCCUCAUCGCGAGCGAUUACACUCCCACGAGUGCCAUAUACGACGCAUCGUACGGCGAUGUCGUCCUCGGCGAAGUACACGUCGGACGAGCAGCUGAGCGAGUCCUGGGUGGAGCUGGUGCCGGACCCGCCGCUGGCGGCCCGGACAACGCCGACGCCGUUUAGCAUUACCGGCGAACGUGAAUACCUGCGACUUCUCAGGGAAGCACAGAGAGAUUCCACACAUUCAUCCGCGAAGCAUUCCCUGGCGUCUUCGCGCCGGGACACUCCGAGGGACAGCCCGAAGAGCCCGCCGAACAGCCCGAACACAGAACUCUCAACUGAAGAUGAGCUCAAAGGAGUCUAUAUAAAUUACGGCUGUAAUAAGGAGGGCGAGCUUCUUGAGAAGAACACAGACUGGAUUUACGAAUGGAGCUCUCGACCGGACCAGGCGCCUCCAAAAGACUGGAAGUUCAAACACCCUUUGGGUAGUAAGAGGAAAACAUACAGCAUCCGUACCGCGAAGGUUGGCAAGAACGGAUUGUUUUCCAAGGAGGUCAUUUAUACUCUAUUCUUCACGAAUCUUCUGUCUCUGCUCAUUGGAACCGGUCUAGGCGUUUUGCUCACCAGGCGAGGCUUGAUGAUGUCUCGUGUCGCUAUUGAAUGAAGGACACGAUUCCGGGUGUGUCAGCAUCAGGAUUGUCACGAUUGAAUCUACGCUGAGAGAAAGGCUAGAGACGCAAGAAAGACUGAACAAGCCGGUGGGCGAUCGAGCCUAAAAACAGUUACACGCAGCACAUAAUUUGAUUGUCCCGAUUUAUAAUAUUAGCACUUUGUAUUAUAUAUUAGCACUUUUAUUCCUCCAAACCCCCUUACUGUACGUACUUCGUGUACUUCUCAAAAAUUGUGUAUGCCAGAUAUAAAUAAUACGCAUUAUAUGCUUAGGAAAAGGGAAAGCUAAGAAAAAGAACGAAGAUAAAAGAAAAAAGAUAGAAGAAAGGAAUCUAUUAUAUAUAACAUAGAGUUGUUGAAAGGGACAAAAAAAAAAUGAACGAAACAUGUCCAUUUUAUACCGUUUCUAAUACGUUUCUAUCUGCAAUAGUUUUUAGGUAUAGCUUGAAUAGUAUUUAUCAGAAAUAAUUAUUGUUAGAAUGGAAAGAAUGGAGGCGAGAAUGAGAGCGAGAGCGAGCGAGAGAGAGAGAGAGAGAGAGAAACAGAAACAGAAACAGAAACAGAUGGAGUGUGUUUGUUGUACGGAGGUGAACAAGAUUUAUUGAUCGAAAAGGAUUUUAAUGAUAAGAACAAUCUUGAAAAUGCUGCAGAAUUCAUCUUGUUUAUACAAGUUAUAGGAAUCUUGUUGCAUUGUGGAUAAGCGAGAUGAUUUAAUGUUGUGAUUCGUUAUGGUAACAAGAAGGAAAUAUGCGUCAUAUCCAGUAAAUUCGAAACAGAAGAUUAAAUAUUACAUAAACAAUAAGGCGAUGUCGAUCGAUUCUUUUUUUUAUCGUGCGGUAAUUGUAAUGAUUGUCAUCUCGGUGGUGAUUUAAACGGUAACGAUAGUAAAGUUCCUACGGAGGAAGUACCGAUGCUGACGCCCACCGUCUCGACGCCGACUACGAGCAGUAGCCGGAGGGAGGGACCACAUAUGCGAGCAGACUUGUUUGCGAACGAUGAGAAAUUUUUUGAAGUGGAGCUUUUGUACGAUGUCUUAAUCUGCAGUUUUGUAAUUUCCUUAUAAUAAAUUCACAUACGAAUUUCACACGCUAACAAAAUGUGUUUUGUCGUCUACGUCUUCGAUUUAAAGCGUUUGGCCUGUUCGUGACCCAUCGAAUGUAUUUCCGCGUUUUCAGUACAUGAGAUCUCGAGAAGACGAACAAACGGUCGAAACCCAACUUUUAAAGAACUUGCAAGAAUCUUGUAAGAUUCCUAUAAGAUUCUUGCAAGAAUAGAUUUUAACAAAAUUAAGAAAAAAAAAUUUUGCACGUCUUUUCAUAUUCUCGAAGAAUUAAAUCACUAUUUAUUGAAUCGAUUUGGAACUGAUGAAUUUUAUUUUUGUAAAUAAAUAUUUAAUGCUUCGUGAUUACCGAUCGUAUCUGUGAGCAUAUGUUACAGAAACGAUAUUUUUUAUCUUGCGUGUGCUUCGAGAAGGCUCGAGUUCGUAUAUAAAACGUUUGCGUGUAAAACGCAAGGUACGUGCGUGAUACACGCGUAACUUUUUUCCAGCAACAAGAAUUUAUGAACGCUCUCGCGCUUAUGAUUUUGUACUUUAUAAGAAAGUUCGAGUGAUUUAGGAAUUACUCAAGUAGUUUGUCAGAAAUAUGCACAAGCGACAUUGCGACAUAAUCUUUUGAGUUUUGAGUUCAGAAAAAAAUAUCAAUUUAAUGUGACAGAUUAAAAAGUCACACUUUUUAGUGAUUUAGAUAAGCCAUAUUCAUACGUUCAGAUAAAAUUAAAUGCACUAGAAAUUA